UGCGUGUAUACCUGCAUUAGGUAAUGUACAUACAUCAAAGGCAGACCAUAACAGCUUUGUCAACAGAACGGGAUGGCAGCAGAAGGACAUCAAUCGUACCUGCACGGUCCCUGUCAGAGAAUGGCUGAGAACCUUCUCAAGGACGUCGCAGGGCUGACAGAUGAAGGCAAGGGACCAGAUGAAGAUCUUGUACUCCAGGUUGUGGACGUUUUACAAGCAAGGGGUGAAACUGUACAAGAAUAUCUUAAAGCUCAUGUGAAGGCUAAAGAGAAUGUAGCCGAUAUAAAACAAAGUUUCCACAAACUGAAAGAAAAUGAAACCGCAUGCUUACAACGGAUACUAAAUAUCAAAGAAACUGCAACGUUCCCCAAUACAACACACAUUGAAGAGAUCAGAGAUAAAUGGCCACUGAUUAGAGACAUCCCUCUGAAAAACACCCAUCUGAUUGAUCGUAUGUACGAAGAACAUCUGAUAUCCGAGGACAGUGAGAAAAGCCUCAGAGAAAAGUCAUCAGAUAUAGAGAAAUCACUAGCAUUUGCCCAUUAUCUGAUAGGACUAUCCAUGUCUGAUUAUUGGGACAAAUUCAUUCCGAUACUAAAAGAAACGGAAGAAGAAACAGGGUUGUCUUUUCAGUUACGUUUUGAAAGGCCGGGGUCCGAUCACCAGCUAAAGGGACCAACAUUACCAAAGUCGACCAUUAUAGAGCUAAUACAUCCACGACGACUGGCACAAUCGUUGUAUGAGACAAAAGGAAUAACUGAAGUAAUAUUUAAAGAUUUGACCUCCAAAAACGUGAGUGAAAGCGAAAAACGCACGCUCCUUAAAAACGUGGACGAUCAAUGUUUUAAGGACGCUUUGCAAGACAACUAUCCACACCUGCAUGAAAUACUGACAGCGGCAAAUAAUACUUUUGUUAGAAACAGUACAGACGGAGAGCAGCAUGAAGACCAGGACAUGUCAACAAACUCCAGUGAUGAUGCACAUUCACUGGACAGGCCUAUGGACAGCAACGCCUAUGGUAACUUAGGAGGCUCACCCAAUCCUGAAGCUGCACCUUCUUGGUGUAAAUGUGGUCACUGUCGUGAUAUGAAACAUGAAGUUGAAAAGGUAUGCUGUGACCUGAAAGAGGGCGACUGUUCGUCAAAAUCGAGAACCCUACUUGUUCUCCUGCAUGGACCUAAACGUUUCCGAUCGUUCUUUAAGGAUAAAUUCCGCCGUUGUGGUAUGGCUCGUGUGAACAAACGAAGCCGUCAUGUGAUCUAUAGACAGAUGAGUCGUUUUCAACACGGCACGACAGGGCCUGGUAUCCGAGUGCCUCUUCCAAGCUGUGUGGUGUGGCGGGUCAGAAAAGAAUACCCAGAUCCAGAAGGAAACUACACUGGUUUUAAAGACGGUGUAUCGGCCACCCCUUUUCCACCUGCAAUGGCCAUACAAUCAAGCUCAGACACAUGACCUGUGAAUUUGUGAUACAAAAUAUCACACUGUCAAUCAAAGAGGUUAAACAAUGACGUAUUCCUAUUUUCAUAUUAUGUUGUCUGCCACCGACCCCAGGAGCUAUUCUGACCCUAAAUCUGUACAGUUACCCAUUGUAUGGUGCACAUGGCCAAAGAUCAUAAUGAUCACAAAAAUAUUUGAGCGAAGUAGUUUUGAUGAUCAUCUAGUUUUUUAUCGUUUACGGCCCCAUCAACAUAGAACAUAACGUCAGUCUCAAUUAGGCGUAAAAAGCCAAAUAGCGGUACACAUAUGAACGGAUCACUGAAAAUUUGUGAUGACAACAAAUGACAAUAAACAUUUCGUGAAUCAUAUGAAAUCUAUACUAGAAGCAGUCCAUUGUACGAUUCCUACUAAAUAAUUACUUUACCUGAAUAUUGUAUGUACUUUGAUAUUGGAAAUAUCUGGCACUGUUCAUCCGACCGGUUAUUUCUUCGCUUUGUCCCAAGAAUAUUACGAUGUCCUGCGAUGAAGUAUGACUACCUUCCCCUGUGGUAAGGUUCGAUUAGAAAGUGAUAUCUUCUAGCUCAAUAUUCAGCUGCCCACAAGUAACGCCACGCUGUCUUUGCAGACAACCUCCUUGUCAGAUUCAAAUUACGGUGCAAGCAAAUGUUUGCAGUUUGCGAAGGGGUAUCAUGAGUGUCACUGUGGUUUGUGUUUACCCAUUCACGGUCUAGUGCAGCUCUGUUUCCUGGCUUUAUUUCCGGUACCGCUUGGCGGUCGCGAUCCUACAGUGUGAGAUAAUUGCGUGUUAAAUCGUAGUGGCCCGACUAUUUCAUUCUCUUGUGAUCUUAUGAUACUCACUAACCAUGUAUUGACUAGAUGUGUGUUAUCUCUUAUAUGUUCGCUAGCAUAUUCUUGCAUUGAAAAUGUUUUUUGUUGCUGUAAUUUUGAUUUGGGGGAAUUUAUAUGUACAUUAAAAUAUUAUAUGUAUAUGUAAUUAUGGUCAUUUUGGACUCAUCAAUAAUUGUACAUAGCUUCUUGUGAAUUAUUGGAUAGCUUAUUUUGGCUCUUAGAUCUUCACUGUAGAUAUAGUAGUUAGUUUGCUGUUCGUAUUUUCCCGGUGUUUAGAUACACACGUUUAUAGGUAGGCACCCAAAUCAGAUGUAUUCCCCGUCAAUCCAGGAGAGGAUUUCUCACCCGAUGUCCGCACGUAGUAUAUUUAAAGUCUUUCUAGAUUUUAUAUCUUUACCCUCCAGACUUCAGUAAAUCGUUCACGAUUGUCUCGCUACUGGAGUGGUCACUGUCGAAACGCAGGUUUCGUCAGUAAGUGCGUUCGGGGAUAUGUCGAUCUAAAUUCUGACUUAGUCUGGUUGUAUUGAACACAGUUACUAGGGUUUCUGAUACUCUGUUUUUCUAUUAAUCUGUGUAUAACCAACCUUACCGUGAUUUACUAUUUGGGAACUUUAGUAUUUUCUUGUUCGGUCAAAGUGAAAGAAUCUUUAGUCGAUUACGACUAGUUGAUAUUCAGACGUAAUCGUCUAUUUUGUAGUCUAAGUGACUUAUUUUAGGGAUUAGCUGUCUGUGUUUCCUGUUAUUUUACUGAGCCGAGGUUAUUAACUCACAAGUUAAAUGAUAAACUUCUUUGAUAGGCAUUUAGAAGUUGGAGUACUAAGUAAGGAUAAGAAUUUAAGGAUGAACAACUUCUUAUCACUUGCUUGAUAACGGUGUUAGAAACUACACCGAAACGUCGCUCUCAAUUGUAAUAAAGAAGUUGGUCAUCCAUAAAUUCUUAUCCUUACGUAAUUGACAAAGGUGUUAAUUGGUCGCAGCCGACUUAAUUGGCAGUAUACGCACCGUAUCCAUAUCUUUUCAAAGUGUUGUUAAGCAACUCUCCUUUUUUAUUGUCGUGAUACAAUUGUGUGGCUAAAUUACUUGUAUAUUGGCGCUGAUAAAAGUAACAUUGGUAAGCUCGUCAUUGUAGGUGAUCUUAACGCACGAUGUGGUUUAGAGUGGAUAAAGUUCCACGUAGAGAAAUGAUUGACGAGACUGUUUAUCACCAUGGCAAUCUACUUAUUGAUGCUCUUGUUGAUUGCAAUUUAUGUAUGGUUAAUGGAAGAGUUGAUGUUAAUUACUUUACAUCUAUUUCAACCAAAGACAGGGCCGUUCUUGAUUAUGUUUUUGUACCCAAACGAACAGCUGUGUCAUGUUGCUGAUUUCAAAGUUUAUAAAAUGUCAGAUGUUGUAAAUAUGACCCAACAAUAUGGGAGUCAAAAGAUCCCAGAUCAUUCUUUAUUAGAAACAACUAUACGUUUUUGUAUACUGAACAUACUGAUACCACUGAUGAUUUUAUAGAAAAUAAGGAGUAUACAAAUGCCCAAAAAUAUAGUUUUAAGAAAAUACUCGCAUCAUUCCUGAAUGACGAACGGUCACUUCGACUUGUCUUAGGAGCUAUUAACAAAUUAGAAAAUGAUCUUUAUGAGGAAAAUGAUGCCAAUGCUGCAUUCCAUAGUCUUAUCAUUGAUGAAAUGAAAACUAAACUAAACAAGGCAAAAACAAAAAGUAAUACAAAUAAAAAAGAGAGCAGAUCUAGACCGUACUGGAACAAUGAACGUCAAGACAAGUGGGAGUUGGUUUGUAAGUGUGAAAGGGAGUGGUUGAAAAGUAAAAUUGUUUUAACUAAGCGACUUUUACGUACUGGUUAUAUUUAUAGAGAGUGCAGGAAAGACUUUGACAAAA
Haliotis rufescens (red abalone) is the source of this 4170-nucleotide messenger RNA. RefSeq lists its product as uncharacterized. The transcript is spliced from 5 exons. Gene Ontology annotation, cellular component: membrane. Gene Ontology annotation, biological process: monoatomic ion transport. NCBI's taxonomy places the organism in Eukaryota, Metazoa, Mollusca, Gastropoda, Lepetellida, Haliotidae. Bases 73 to 1452 code for a protein of 459 amino acids. Gene Ontology annotation, molecular function: purinergic nucleotide receptor activity; monoatomic ion channel activity; ATP binding. The record is from RefSeq and is a predicted model, not a curated record.